Messenger RNA from Chlorocebus sabaeus (green monkey), 1230 nucleotides. The record is from RefSeq and is a predicted model, not a curated record. NCBI's taxonomy places the organism in Eukaryota, Metazoa, Chordata, Mammalia, Primates, Cercopithecidae.
UUAGUAUUACAGAAGUAGAAUGGCAAGAACUUGAGGACCAAUUGCAUAUGGGAAAUGUUGAAGCAAAAGCUGUGAAUAAUGACUCAAGUUUCUGGCCCCAGGGGUCUGGAUUGCAGUGCUGUUCAAGAGUGCCGAAGAAAUGGCUCUCACACCCACAAAUCUAAAUAACGAGAUGUCUCUGCAGAUGAAGAUGGACUGCCAGGAACAAGAGUUGACUGAGAAAAACAAUGGCUUUUUCCAAAAGCUCAAUGUGACUAAAGGUGUAAUGCAGGAUUUGCUAAAGGAAAUUAUCAAAGUGGACUACAUCUUAGACCGAUCAGAUGACGAGGACGACAUUUCCUCCGAAAACCCUCAAACUGACUUCCUUCACAAGGGUGUAUUGGAACUGGAGGCUAAGCAUGACCAGGACCUGGGUAAACAGGAUGAGCAAGAAACAGAUGUGGAUGAGUACCCUCAAGCAUCUACAUCUCUGCAGUUUUCAAAGAAGAACCUCCUUGAAUUGUGCCUGAAGGGCAUGUUCCUCAAGCUAAACUACUGGAAUGCAAAGAUAGGUCUCCAGGUGAAAGAACUUAGAGCUGAUUACAUAGACAGAAUGGACAAAAUUGACAAUAUUAUUUUUAAAAAUGUAACAGAAAACACAGUGAAGAGCUUAUUAAAAGACAUGCUGACCCUGAAGGGUCAAAUUGACAAGCUGGAGGACCGGGGCCUUGACCUUGAUCCAGGGACAAACACUGAGGUGAAUGCUUGUAAUGAAGUUUAUGAAUUAAAGAAGAAAGUCAUGGAAAGUCUGGAGGACCUUUGCAAGAACAUGAAACUGCUGAGUGCAAAGCUGAGGAUGUAUCAAAUGGAGGGAGAGGACACCGAUUCUCACAGUUCUGAAGAAACAGAUAUGGAAGAGAUGGAGACCCUGCUUCCUCAGGCCCCAGCAUCCUUUUUAGUGCAGAACUCUCCUCCUCCCAAUACAGCGUGGAAAUGUGCACUGAGGAUUUUCAUCAUGUUUUAUGUCCUCACCGUCACUGGACUUUUAUGUUACAUACUAUUUUUUGGUGCUACAUUUCUCUUUGAAAGGGUGCUUCUGAGAAUGCUUGGGUGCCACACCACAUGGGACCUACGGGAGAUGAUAGAGCCGUUCUUGAAUUCGGAAGUGGAAACCUUGCUAUCCUCCUAAAGAUACAGAAGAUACUAUCACCCUACUGGCUUUCUCCCCAGUAAAGAUUGUGGCUGUUCCUG